Cajanus cajan (pigeon pea) is the source of this 552-nucleotide messenger RNA. RefSeq names its product non-specific lipid-transfer protein 3. Gene Ontology annotation, biological process: lipid transport. NCBI's taxonomy places the organism in Eukaryota, Viridiplantae, Streptophyta, Magnoliopsida, Fabales, Fabaceae. The record is from RefSeq and is a predicted model, not a curated record. Gene Ontology annotation, molecular function: lipid binding.
AACUAUCCUUAAACGUGCUGCUUCAUUGACAAUGAAAAUGUCAAGAACAGCAACCUUUCUAGCUGGGCUUCUAUCCAUAGUCAUUCUCAUAAUUACAAGAUGUGAAGCUCUGGCUUCAGUACCAUGCUCCACAGUUAUUGAGGAGGUUGCACCUUGCACUAGCUUCUUGCAAGAAAGCACUAAGAAGCCCUCUCAGGCAUGUUGCAGUGGCGUCAAGAAAGUAAGUGGUGAGGGUGUUACCAAAAAAGAUCGAGCAGAUAUAUGCCAGUGCCUCAAGGAAGGACUGGCUUUGGUUGGAAAUUAUGAUCCUAAUCUUAUACCUCAACUUCCCAAAGCUUGUGGUCUGUCUGUUAAACUUCCUCCCAUUGAUAAGAAAACUGAUUGCUCCAAUGUAAGCUUUAUGAUGUGAAUGCUUACUUUUGUGGUGCUACUAAUGGAAACGUGACCGGGAAAAGUUACUAAGGAAGUUGAAAAAUAAAUUGCCAACCAGGAUUGUACUAUGGGCCAUGAAUAAAUAAAAUACAUUUUAUAUGUACAAAAUCUAUUUUUAUU